Molecule: messenger RNA, 4720 nt
Organism: Cucurbita pepo subsp. pepo (vegetable marrow)
Lineage: Eukaryota; Viridiplantae; Streptophyta; Magnoliopsida; Cucurbitales; Cucurbitaceae
Source: RefSeq, a predicted model, not a curated record
GAGAGAGAGAGAGAGAGAGAGAGAGAGAGAGAGUUCUUCCCGUCAUAAUAAAACCUUAUCUUUCUCCAUUGUUCUAUCUCUCUUUCGGAGCCUUCUUCAACUCUCAGCCGCUCCCCACAAUUUCCUGUCAACGCGCAGGACCUUGUGGAUAAAAUUUCCGUUUUCAUUCCUUCAUUAUCCAGUUUUGAUUUUCCGAUACACUCAGUUCUUGUAGAUGGAGUCGAAGGAGUUCGCUCAAGAAGCGUCGCUGCAGAACGAAGCCUCCUCAGGUUCUUCUUCGACUUCUCCGUCGUCUUUUACGUCUUCUUCCGUUGAUUCACAUGUCGAUAAACCCUCCGACAAGAUGGAGGUUAGUGAAAUUAAAACUAGUGUAGGUGGCGAUGGGAGAGGUAGUGAUGGUGGUGGCUCGGAGAAUGAAGGUUUUUUGAGUGAGGAGGAGGAUUUUGAAUCUGCCUUUGAUAGACCGAUUGUGGGGUAUUCUGUGGAAGAAACCCUCGGGAAAUCCGUCCAAGCGGGUGAUAAUGGUAGUUCUUUUGUGAGUUAUUCGGCUCCGGUAAGUGUUAGGCCAAUUGCGAAGGUUUCUGUCGAUUCUGACGUUGAGGAGGAGGAGGAAAUGGAUGAUAUGGUGGAUGGAGAAGAUGAUUUUGUUGACAGUAAGAAGGUCGAGGAGGUUGAUUUUCCUGUGGAAAUGGAGGAGAGUCUUGAAUCCGGUGGAAACAGUUUGGGUGAUGCUGCUAGUCAAGUGCAAGAAAGAACAGUUGAGUUGUCGGGGAACUCAAAAGAGGGUAAUGUGUCUGAAAGUUUAGUAGCUGAGCAUGUUGGCUCUGUGGCUGAGGAAGCUGUUAGUGGCGGUAAGCAGGUGGCGGAGGGGGAUGAAUUGAAUGGUGUGACAGUCAAACAGCCGCAAAUUGAAGAAAGUCUGACGGCUGAGAAGCAGGCAAAUAAAGGGAUUGAAGCGAAUGAGAAGGUGGUUGAUGAAGAUGUUGAACAAUUAAAAGAACAGGAAACUGGUUCUUCUUCUGAAGACAAAGCUGAUUUGCGUGACCGAGCAAGCUCGGAGGUUUUAGAAUUAGCCGAUGGAAAACGAGAAGCAGAAACGGAAAACAGAAGUGUUGUGGCUGAGGAGCAGGCAGAUGGGGCGGUUGAAUUGAAUGACAAGGUGGCUGCUGAAGAUGGAGAGCAGUUAAAACAUUCGGAAACUAGUUCUCGUUCGGAGGUUGAAGCUGUUGUGGACGAAGGAAGUGUUGUAGCUGAGAAGCAAGCAGAUGGGGAGAUUAAAUUGAAUGACAAGAUGGAUGCUGAAGAUGUAGAACAGCUAACCAAAUCGGAUACUGUUUCUGAUGUCGACAACAAGGGUGACCAGGAUGAUCAAGCAAACGCCAAGGUUUCGGAACAAGCGGAUGAAUUUACUGGUGCAGUUGGAGAUGACAAAACCUUGGAUGAAAGUCCACUGGUAUCAAGAACAGAUGCUGUUGGUAAACUGGAGAAGAUAAAGGAUGUGGAAAACAGAGAGACUGUAGAUUUGUUACUUGGAGCUGCUAAAUUGGAUAAUGGGGUGGAGGAGUCUGUUGACAAGAAUUCUGUGGUUUCAACCUCUGAGAUUGACAAUAAGGUGCCGGAAUUCGGUGUUGCAGUUGCUACCGAAGAAGCAGCGUCUCGUGGAGACAGAGCAAUUUCUGUUGCUGAUAUUGCCAAACAAGAAAAUCGUGUGGCUACAGAUGUCGAAGAUCAUCGGCCUGAUGGAAUUGUGGCUUCGACAGUUAACGAAGAACGAGAAACUGAGAAUCUCGUUGAUUCUUCAGCUGAGGCAGGGAAGGAAAAACCGUCUCAGGAGGCAAGUUCUUUGGUUAAUGCUUCUGUGGAAGACAGCGGAAUUUCUGAUGCUCCCAAGAUACUCGAACCAGCUUUGAAUGAAGCGAAUGGGGAGAAGCGUCGUUUAGACGAAGAGGGUGUUAUUGAGGGUUCUGUUACAGAUGGAGAGAUUGAAGGUGAGAUCUUUGGUAGUUCUGAAGCUGCUAGAGAAUUCUUGCAGGAAUUGGAAAGAGCCUCAGGAGGUGGUUCCCAUUCUGGUGCAGAGAGUUCUAUUGAUCAUUCACAGAGAAUAGAUGGUCAGAUUGUCACAGACUCGGAUGAAGCCGACACGGAUGAUGAAGAUGAUGGAAGGGAGUUAUUCGAUUCAGCUGCUUUGGCAGCGCUUCUGAAAGCAGCUAGAGAUGCUGGGUCAAAUGGUGGCCCUAUCACCGUGACAUCUCAGGAUGGCUCCCAGCUUUUCUCCGUCGAACGUCCUGCAGGUCUCGGCUCCUCACUUACAACUGGAAAAAACGCUUCCCGCCCAAGCCGUCCUCUCUCGUUUGCCCCAUCAAAUCCUAGAGUGGUGGAUGAUUCUGAAAAUAAAUUGAGCGACGAGGAGAAAAACAAAUUGCAGAAGUUACAGCAGACAAGGGUGAACUUUUUAAGGCUUGUUCAGAGACUAGGUGUUUCUCCGGACGAUUCACUAGUAGCACAGGUUCUAUAUCGUUUCGGGCUCGUUGCUGGUAGGUCUACUGGUCAGCAAUUUAGCUUCGAUAAUGCAAAGAACACUGCUAUUCAGCUUGAAGCAGAAGAAAAGCAAGAUUUAAACUUCUCAUUGAACAUACUUGUGCUUGGAAAAUCAGGUGUAGGAAAGAGUGCUACUAUAAAUUCAAUUUUCGGGGAAGAUAAAUCUUCAAUCGACGCGUUUACGCCUGGUACAACUACAGUGAAAGAAAUUAAUGGGACGGUAGAAGGUGUUAAAAUCAGGAUUUUUGAUACACCUGGUCUUAGAUCAUCUUCAUCUGAACGUAUAAUCAACAACAGAAUUUUAUCCUCAAUUAAGAAUGUAAUGAAGAAAAACCCUCCUGAUAUUGUUCUUUAUGUGGACCGGUUGGAUAACCAAACCCGAGAUCUUAAUGAUCUGCUAUUAUUAAGAUCGGUAUCUAGCUACCUCGGUUCUUCCAUCUGGAAAAAUGCUAUCAUUACUCUAACUCAUGCUGCCUCUGCUCCACCAGAUGGUCCAUCUGGUACCCCUUUGGGUUAUGAGGUGUUUGUAGCUCAACGCUCUCAUGUUCUUCAGCAAACAGUUGCUCAGGCUGUUGGUGAUCUGCGUAUGCUGAAUCCAUCUUUAAUGAACCCAGUUUCGCUUGUUGAAAACCAUCCCUCUUGUAGAAAGAAUAGAGAUGGCCAGAAGGUGCUUCCAAAUGGUCAAAGUUGGAGGUCCCAGUUAUUACUAUUAUGUUUCUCUAUUAAAAUCCUGGCUGAAGUGGGAAAUCUUUCAAAAGCUCCAGAGACAUUUGACCACAGGAAGCUUUUCGGUCUCCGUGCUCGCUCACCUCCUCUUCCAUAUUUAUUGUCCAGUUUGUUGCAAUCCCGCGCACACCCGAAGCUUUCAUCAGAUCAAACUGGUGAGAAUGGUGAUUCCGAUAUCGAUUUGGCUGACUUGUCUGAUUCUGAUCAAGAAGAGGAGGAAGAUGAGUACGAUCAGCUCCCUCCGUUCAAGCCGCUCAGAAAAUCGCAGCUUGCUAAGCUUAGCAAAGAGCAAAGGAAGGCAUAUUUUGAGGAAUAUGAUUAUAGGGUGAAGCUGCUCCAGAAAAAGCAAUGGAAAGAGGAAUUAAAGAGGAUGAGAGACAUCAAGAAGAAGGGUCAACCUACUGUAGAUGAUUAUGGCUACAUGGGGGACGAUGAUCAGGAAAAUGGCAGUCCAGCUGCUGUGCAGGUUCCUCUACCUGACAUGGCCCUUCCUCCUUCAUUUGAUGGUGAUAAUCCGGCUUACAGAUUUCGAUUCUUGGAGCCAACGUCUCAGUUCCUGGCGAGGCCAGUUUUGGACACCCAUGGUUGGGACCAUGACUGUGGGUAUGAUGGUGUGAAUCUUGAACACAGUAUGGCCAUUGUUAAUCGGUUCCCUGCUGCUGUUGCUGUUCAAAUUACCAAGGACAAAAAGGAAUUCAAUAUCCACUUAGAUUCCUCGGUCUCUGCUAAGCAUGGAGAAAAUGGUUCAACUAUGGCAGGUUUUGACAUUCAAAACAUUGGUAGACAACUUGCAUACAUCCUCAGAGGAGAGACGAAAUUCAAAAUUUUCAGAAGGAACAAAACAGCUGCUGGAAUAUCAGUGACAUUCUUAGGAGAGAACGUGUGUCCGGGAUUCAAAGUUGAGGAUCAGAUUACACUCGGAAAGCGCGUUGUAUUGGUUGGUAGCACUGGCACCGUUCGAUCUCAGGGCGAUUCUGCAUUCGGGGCUAAUCUGGAAAUGCGACUCAGAGAGGCCGACUUCCCAAUCGGACAAGAUCAAUCAUCACUUGGUCUAUCUCUUGUAAAAUGGAGAGGAGACAUGGCUCUGGGGGCGAACUUUCAGUCACAGUUUUCAGUUGGACGAAGUUACAAAAUGGCCGUUCGUGCAGGAAUCAACAACAAACUAAGUGGACAGAUCUCUGUUAGAACAAGCAGUUCUGACCAACUUCAGAUUGCUCUUCUAGCUAUCCUUCCAGUUGCCAGGGCUAUCUACAACAAGCUACAUCCUGGAGUUGCUGAAAAUUACUCAACCUAUUAGGAAUGGAAGAACAAUAGGAGUAGGAGUACUUCAUGAGCUGCUUUUUUUUUUUUAAGUUUUCUACAAUGAGGCCUCUUAUUCUCACUCACAUUUUUAUCCCAUCAAUCUAUUCUCUUCAUCUUAAUUUUAAUCUUAGAUUGAAUGAUGAUUAGCAGGAAA